This is a messenger RNA of Caenorhabditis elegans, 942 nucleotides long. RefSeq lists its product as uncharacterized. Bases 12 to 866 code for a protein of 284 amino acids. Lineage: Eukaryota; Metazoa; Nematoda; Chromadorea; Rhabditida; Rhabditidae. The record is from RefSeq and is marked reviewed. The transcript is spliced from 6 exons.
AGUUUUCAAAAAUGUCAAAUUUGCCGACCAGCACUCCUGUGAGCCCAUCUAAUCUUGCUGAAGAGAACCCAAAGUCUAAUAAUCCAGAAAGCUCAGAGAUAGAGGACGCGAACUUCGUCGGUAAAAUUCUUAACAAGGAUCAAUUUAACCUGAACGAACAGUUCUCCAGUGAUAUUGAGUGGAUUAUCAAGUACCUUGAUGUCAUGCAAGGCGUCACCGUCGGGCUUGAGAAAAUGUGCAUUUCGGGAACAAGUUAUCACUUCUCUGAUAAAACGGAGGUUCCCAACAGCGGUUGGAGAUACAUGCCGGCAUACUUGAAGAAGGUCGAGUUCAUCAAGAAGAACGAGGCGGAAGCCAAUAUGAUUGCGGAAUUGUGUGAAAAAAUGGGCCACAAGGAGGAGCAACAUUUCUAUGAUAUCAAAAAUGUGGACCAUGACUCAAACAUCUACACAACGACAGUAUUUUAUUGUGAUAAGAUCAAGAAGAUGUACAGUGAUGUGGAGAAAACUGUGAAGACGUGCAAUCGUAGAAGAAAGAAAGUGGAAAAGACACAGAUUCUUCCAGACCUUCGAGAUCAAUGCACAAAAUACCAUAAGGCAGUGCAUACAUUAGAUGAACAGUGCCGUGAAUUGGACAAUCUGAAGGAGUACGUCCGAGCUGGUCGACAUUUUCAUAAUCGCCACUUCAAACAGGGUCUUGUGGUUAUUAGCGCCCUGACAGCCGUUAGAAGUGGCGUUAUAAAGGAAUGGAUGACGCGAGACAGCAAGAGACAGCAAAAAAAGGGCAAGACGACGACUGUUGCCAGAAGCACUAACAAGAAGAACAAGAGCAUGAUGGGAACAGUGAAAGAUUUGAAGAAAAAAUGAAGUUUGAAUGUGUACAAAAGAUAUUAUCAUAAUUGAAAUUCUAAUAUAAGGCUUUGAAAUAAAUAUAUUGGAAUUU